Messenger RNA from Entelurus aequoreus (snake pipefish), 1493 nucleotides. RefSeq lists its product as uncharacterized. Lineage: Eukaryota; Metazoa; Chordata; Actinopteri; Syngnathiformes; Syngnathidae. Bases 117 to 839 code for a protein of 240 amino acids. The record is from RefSeq and is a predicted model, not a curated record. The transcript has 2 exons. Gene Ontology annotation, molecular function: nucleic acid binding. Gene Ontology annotation, biological process: DNA integration.
AACUACCUGCCAAAAUAGGACAAACAAAAUGUCACAUUGAGACAGAAGUGGUCAACGCUGACAUUCCACUGCUGCUGAGUAAGUCCUCACUGAAGAAGGCAGGAACUGUUUUAGAUAUGGAGAAUGACAGAGCAGUGAUGUUUAAACAGCAGAUUCCUCUUGAGUUCACCAGCUCAGGACACUACUGUGUGGACAUAAGAGACAAAAACAGCACAACACAGCAAAUGAAAGAUGACGUGAUACUUGCAGCGACAGCUGAAGAUGAAGUCCUGACAGUGACAGAAAACAUGUCUUCAGCCGAAAAGCGCAAAAUCCUUCUCAAGCUACACAAACAGUUUGGCCACGCAUCUGCAGACAGGCUGCAGAGGCUAAUUCAAAGCUCGGGUAAUAAAGACAAGGACUGCCUCACUAUUUUGCAACAAAUAGUGCAUGAUUGUGACAUAUGUCAGAGAUACAGCAAAGCGAAGCCGAGGCCAGCUGUUGGUCUGCCUCUAGCUACAGAAUAUAAUGAGACGGUGGCGGUGGACCUGCAUGAGUUGGAGCCAGGAGUGUGGUAUCUACAUGUGAUCGACCAAUUCACCCGGUUCAGUGCAGGAAGCAUUGUGAAGACAAAGAAGGCCUCUGAAAUGGUCAACGCCCUCAUCCACACAUGGAUAAGUGUUCACGGCCCUCCUCGUAUUUUGUACAGCGACAACGGUGGAGAGUUCAAUAAUGAAGAGUUUCGUGACAUGGCCGAAAACUUCAACAUCGAGACGAGGACAACAGCAGGAUACAGUCCCUGGAGCAACGGGCUGUUGGAGAGACACAAUCAGACUCUCACCGACAUCCUACUGAAGUGAUGCCUCGCUGGGAAACUUGCCUGAUGGAGGUACUCAAGGAGGGACAUUGAUCACUCUCAUGGGGGAAAACGGGAAGUUUUCUCCUCUCUGUUGGCAAUCUAAGAGGAUCAGGCGUGUGGUGCGGAGCACCCUUGCGGGAGAGACACUCGCUAUGUCGGAUGGAAUAGACAAUGCUAUUUUCCUUUCUACUCUUUUUUCGGAGCUCACUACUGGGACCACCAAAUUAAAUGCUCCCACGUUGGUCUGUGUGACUGACAAUCACUCUCUUUAUGAUGCCCUUAAGUCCACUAAACAGGUCACAGAGAAGAGACUUCGGUUGGAUAUAAGCGGGAUCAAGGAGCUCAUUCAGAGUAAAACAAUCAAAAAGGUGCUCUGGUCAGUGACAAAAGCCCAACUAGCUGACUGUCUGACGAAAAAGGGGGCAUCAUCCCUAGUGCUCUUGAAAGCACUAUGUGAAGGACUGUGGAAUCCACCCUAAUUGGAAUUCACCCUAAUUGUUGUUAAAAAAAAAAAAAAAAAAAAAAAAAAAAAAAAAAAAAACAGGCGAGAAUGCUGAUUGUAUUUUGUUAUUUUCUUGAAUGUUUUUCAAUUGCCUUUUCCCUUGUUGCACUUGGCUUUUGUUUUUCUUAUUUUAAAGAAAGAAGAGGGAGAUUG